CCCACCAUCAAAAUUCCCACUUGCAACUUCAACUCGGCAACCGAACCCAGCUUGACGACACCACUAUAAGAACCUUUCAAUUAUCGUCUCUGCGGCGCGAGAAACAAUCAGAAAUAGUCUCACAGCCAGGAACCGAAAACCGCAACAAUGGCGACCACAGUAGAUAAGAUUAAAGAGAUCGAGGCCGAAAUGGCCCGGACUCAGAAGAACAAAGCCACAUCGUAUCAUCUCGGCCAGCUCAAAGCUAAACUCGCCAAGCUCAAGCGGGAACUGCUCACCCCGUCGGGCGGCGGCGGCGGUGGCGGCGCGGGUUUCGACGUCGCGCGUACCGGUGUCGCCAGUAUCGGCUUCAUCGGAUUUCCCUCUGUCGGCAAGAGCACGCUCAUGAGCCGGCUAACAGGCCAGCACUCCGAGGCGGCCGCGUACGAGUUCACGACCCUGACCAGCGUGCCGGGCCAGGUCAUCUACAACGGCGCCCCCUUGCAGAUUAUCGACUUGCCCGGUAUCAUCGAGGGCGCAAAAGACGGCCGUGGCCGCGGGCGGCAGGUCAUUGCCGUCGCCAAGACGUGCCACUUGAUCUUCAUCGUGUUGGACGUCAACAAGCCGCUGACGGAUAAGCGCGUCAUCGAGAGCGAGUUGGAAGGGUUCGGCAUCCGGAUCAACAAAGAGCCGCCGAAUAUAACGUUCAAGAAGAAAGAUAAGGGCGGGCUGAACAUCACCAGCACCGUGCCGCUGACCCACAUCGACCACGACGAAAUCAAGGCGGUCAUGAGCGAGUACAAAAUCAGCUCGGCGGAUAUUGCCAUUCGUUGCGACGCCACUAUCGAUGAUCUGAUUGACGUGCUCGAGGCAAAGAGCCGAAGCUACAUCCCGGUCAUUUACGUGCUCAACAAGAUCGACAGCAUCAGCAUCGAGGAGCUCGACCUGCUCUACCGCAUUCCCAACUCGGUACCCAUCAGCUCCGAACACGGGUGGAACAUUGACGAGCUAAUGGAGGCCAUGUGGGAGAAGCUCAACCUCGUCCGGGUAUACACUAAGCCCAAGGGGAAGAUGCCCGACUACGACUCACCGGUGGUGCUGCGGGCGAAUCGGUGCACCGUGGAAGAUUUUUGCAACCAAAUUCAUAAGAGCAUUGUCGAGCAGUUCAAGGCUGCGAUCGUUUACGGCAAGUCGGUCAAGCACCAACCGCAGCGGGUCGGCCUUUCUCACGAGCUGGCGGACGAAGAUAUUGUCACAAUUAUCAAGCGGUAAAAGACGUUCUGAGGAAGCUCAUACGGGUUGGCCGUGCGCAAGUACGUUGUCUACACACGAACUCGGUCAGACCAACCUACGAUACGCCGUGCCCCCCUGUGAUGUGCCGGGUUAGCGACAGAGGCGUGGGCUCGACAUUG
This is a messenger RNA of Parathielavia appendiculata, 1391 nucleotides long. Its product is annotated as P-loop containing nucleoside triphosphate hydrolase protein. The transcript has 7 exons. Bases 148 to 1251 code for a protein of 367 amino acids. The record is from RefSeq and is a predicted model, not a curated record. Gene Ontology annotation, molecular function: GTPase activity; GTP binding. Lineage: Eukaryota; Fungi; Ascomycota; Sordariomycetes; Sordariales; Chaetomiaceae. Gene Ontology annotation, biological process: cytoplasmic translation. Gene Ontology annotation, cellular component: cytoplasm.